AUGGAUUCAGACGAGCAAUAUGAUGUUCCUUUGGCUAGAUUGUUGAAGAAAGGCUUCGUUUUAAAUGUUGCUUCUACAAAAUCUGUUAAUCCUAUCAUAUCUGCUCGUUCUCAAGAAAGUUCUUCUUCUGAAGAUGUUUUUAUUCCUACACCUGGUCUUUACCAUGCGUCUGAUCAAGAACCUGGUCCUUCGCAACAUUCACCACCGAUUAGGUCAUCAUUUUUAGUUGAUAAUGAGGAAAGGAAUGAUGUUCCUACUGUUGAGACUCCUAUUGAUGAUGAAAAUGUUGACCCUACUAACACUGAUGCAACCAAUAUUGUUGAACCAGAUGUUUAUGAUGAUUUUCAACUUGAGACUCAACAAUCUCCUGGAGUAUCUAGGCCAAAAGGAAAGAAAUUUCAGCAAAAUCGACGAAACAUUACCACCAAGACUGGAAGGAAGAAGAUUCCUCUGAACAUUCCAUCUGUUCCCAUUGAUGGAAUCUCUUUUCACCUUGAAGAAAAUGUUCAACGAUGGAAAUAUGUUGUGUGGCGAAGGAUUGUCGAUGAGUUGAUUAGGGAAUUCAUUGUAAAUCUGUCGUCUGAUUUUAACGAUCCUAGUAGUCCUGACUACCAAACAGUUCACAUUCGGGGCUUAAAAUUCAAGAUUUCUCUUGCAGUAAUUAAUGAGUUCUUGGGUAAUAAUAUUGAACCUGAUUGCUCACCAUCUAACCCGUCAAAUGAAGUUUUGGUGUUUGUGCUGUCUGGAGGGACACUAUCUUCUUGGCCUGUGAAUGGAAUUUCUGCGGUUACUCUAAGUGUUAAAUAUGUCAUUCUUCAUAAGAUUGGUAUUGCCAACUGGUUCACGUCUUCACACGCUUCCAGUGUUUCUAUUGCUUUGAGGACAUUUCUAUAUCAGAUAUGCAAUGACGAUACUGUAGAUACAUGCUCAUUUAUAUAUAAUCAGCUUCUAAGGCAUGUGGGAACGUUUGGUGUUAAAAUACCUAUUGCUUUACCGUGGUUUUUCUUUGUUUUAUUACUUCAUCUGAAUGCUGCUGUUUUAACAACAACUGAUGCCCUUGAACUUGAACCAAAGAUCUUAUCCCUGAGUUACAGACUAUUUCAGGGUAGUCAUGUGCCAGAUAUAGAACAUGACAUGCGUCCCUCACGAACUCCUGGCAUGUUUGACACAGAUGAUUGGGAUGAGAGUGCUGAUGGCUUCUUUGUUAAUCGAGACUUAGCUUCCAAAAUCGUGAAUACAUUUACUGUUGAGUCUCGAGCUCUCUCUGAUUCUAUUAAUUUGUUAACUGAAUGA
Molecule: messenger RNA, 1293 nt
Organism: Cucumis melo (muskmelon)
Lineage: Eukaryota; Viridiplantae; Streptophyta; Magnoliopsida; Cucurbitales; Cucurbitaceae
Exons: 3
Coding region: 1-1293 (430 amino acids)
Source: RefSeq, a predicted model, not a curated record